Messenger RNA from Oncorhynchus mykiss (rainbow trout), 3664 nucleotides. RefSeq names its product mitochondrial inner membrane m-AAA protease component paraplegin. Lineage: Eukaryota; Metazoa; Chordata; Actinopteri; Salmoniformes; Salmonidae. Gene Ontology annotation, cellular component: membrane; m-AAA complex. Gene Ontology annotation, biological process: mitochondrial protein processing. The record is from RefSeq and is a predicted model, not a curated record. Gene Ontology annotation, molecular function: zinc ion binding; metalloendopeptidase activity; ATP hydrolysis activity.
UAGCUACUGUAACUGUGAGCAACCGGAAAAGGUCCUAGUCUAAUAUUAGUUUAUUGACAAUAAAUUAUAUAUUUUCCGCAAUUUGAAAGUUAUGUCUAUCUCAGCGUGAACAUAGAAUCAAAUCAAAUAUAUAGAUAAUCUUUGGUCAAGGGACACGUAUCUCUUGGGGUUAAAGUUCGGGGUUCAGCAAACACUUUUUAAGUGCGUCAGGAUAUGUAUGUGCUUAUUUGCUCUCGUGGUCAGCUUAACAAGGGAUUGUACCUAUUUAAUUCACUGACCUUGCUUCAAUUAUACAAAUUCGUUACCAAAACAGAAUGAUGGGUACAUUACAUUUCAGAGCAUAUCAAAGGAUUUGUGAACGAAAUCUUGUUGUUUACGAUACAUAGACAGUUGUACAUGUACUGAGGACUUUUCGUUGUAAGGAGUGAAAUGUCUUUAAUGUAGCAUACCAUCUUUAUUAUUCUUGUCAUGUUGAAUAACAACAGCUAACGAUGUAGUUCGCUUUUUUUUAUAACAAAAUACCGCGCUGACCACUGCUGCAAUCUCAAGGUCGAAGCCUAUUGUCAUUACUGACGUUUGCUAGCCAGGUAGUGAAUGCACUGUUAAUGGUGACCAUGUCAGUUUUAUUAGCUAGCCAGCUGUACUGUAUUUGUAUCUAACCUGUGCGAAUGUUCGGUAGUCUAGCAGGCAGGGAAAUGGCAGCUCUGCGACGUGCCAGUUCUUGUAGAAAGUACAAGACCAUAAUAUGGACCGCGUCGGGACGCAACAACUGUCAAUUUGUCAACAAGCGUCCAAACAACGAUGGCGCCAAACUGCAGCAAUCGACAUGUAUGAACUGUAAAAUAUUAUCAUGCUCACUUCGUCCUUUUGUGACUCAACCACAUAAUGGCCUCAACCAUGGGCUCAUUCAGCAACUGCUACACAGACCCAUGAGUCCCAGAUUGACUGCAAUAAGUAAGCUAAUGAUCAAGAACAGCUUGUUCAAAAACCCUGUUGACCUGUGGAAUAUUUUAGGUUCCACAAAUUAUUUCAGCACAUCUCAGUCUAAACAACAAGAUCAAAAGAACAGUGAUGGACCCAAGGGAAAAACUCCAGAGGAAGAUGAAGAGGAGAAGAAGCGGCGGGAGCAAGAGGAUCAGAUGUACAGGGAACGUCUGCGCACUCUCUUCAUCAUCGCCCUGGUCAUGAGCCUCCUCAACUCCAUCAAUACCAGCGGGGGAAACAUCUCCUGGAAUGACUUUGUCAAUGAGAUGCUGGCCAAGGGUGAGGUGUCUCGUGUGCAGGUGGUCCCGGAGAGCGACAUCGUGGAAAUCUACCUCCACCCUGGAGCAGUCAUCUUCGGAAGGCCUAGGCUGGCUCUGAUGUACCGUAUGCAGGUGGCCAACAUUGACAAAUUUGAGGAGAAGCUCAGAGCUGCAGAAGAGGAGCUGAACAUUGACGCCAAGGACAGGAUCCCAGUCUCCUACAAGCGCACUGGCUUCUUUGGAAAUGCACUUUAUGCCCUUGGAAUGGCUGCCAUUGGGGUGGCAAUCCUGUGGUAUAUUUUCCGCCUGGCUGGCAUGGGUGGAAAAGAGGGUGGCUUCAGUGCAUUUAACCAGCUGAAAAUGGCCAAGUUCACUAUUGUGAAUGGCAAGUCUGGGAAGGGUGUGAGUUUCAAAGAUGUGGCGGGCAUGCACGAGGCAAAGAUGGAGGUGAAGGAGUUUGUUGACUAUUUGAAGUGCCCAGACAGGUACCUCAACCUGGGGGCCAAAGUCCCUAAGGGCUCCCUGCUGCUGGGGCCCCCAGGCUGUGGAAAGACUCUGCUGGCCAAGGCUGUGGCCACAGAGGCACAGGUGCCCUUCCUGGCCAUGGCAGGCUCCGAGUUUGUGGAAGUCAUUGGGGGUCUUGGUGCUGCCAGGGUGAGGAGUCUGUUCAAAGAGGCGCGUGCUCGAGCCCCCUGCAUCGUCUACAUAGAUGAGAUUGAUGCUGUGGGAAAGAAGCGUUCCAAUAACAUGUCUGGCUUCUCGAACACCGAGGAAGAGCAGACCCUCAAUCAACUGCUGGUGGAGAUGGACGGAAUGGGCACUACUGACCAUGUGAUAGUCCUGGCCUCCACAAACCGGGCGGACAUUUUGGACAAUGCUCUCAUGAGACCAGGGAGACUGGACAGGCACAUAUUUAUCGACUUCCCCACUCUGCAGGAGAGGAAGGAGAUCUACGAGCAGCACCUGAAGAUACUCAAGCUCACCCACCCAGCCAGCAGCUAUUCCCUGCGUCUGGCAGAGCUCACCCCAGGGUUCAGUGGGGCAGACAUUGCCAAUAUCUGUAACGAAGCAGCCCUGCAUGCUGCCAGGGAAGGCUACAAAUCCAUCGACACCUUCAACUUUGAGUACGCUGUGGAGAGAGUCCUAGCUGGAAGUGUGAAGAAAAGUAAGAUCCUGUCCAAAGAGGAGCAGAGGAUUGUCGCGUUCCAUGAGUCUGGCCAUGCCCUGGUUGGAUGGCUGUUAGAGCACACAGAGGCACUCAUGAAGGUGUCCAUUGCCCCCAGGACCAACGCUGCCCUCGGCUUUGCCCAGAUCCUGCCCAGAGACCAGUACCUGUUCUCCAAAGAACAGCUGUUUGAGAGGAUGUGUAUGGCUUUAGGAGGAAGAGCCUCGGAGGCCAUCACCUUCAACAAGGUCACCACAGGUGCCCAAGAUGACCUGCGGAAGGUGACUCGUGUGGCCUACUCCAUGGUGAAGCAGUAUGGCAUGUCCUCCAGUGUGGGUCAGGUGUCCUUCCCUGAGACAGAGGAGCAGGGAGCUGUCGGACGCAGGCCCUUCAGCCAGGGCCUCCAGCAGCAGAUGGACCACGAAGCGAAGCUGUUGAUAGCACGCGCCUACAGACAGACAGAGAAACUGCUUCUGGAUAACAGAGACAAGCUGAUAAUGUUGGCCAAUGCUCUUCUGGAGCGGGAAGUAGUGAACUAUGAGGACAUCGAGGCUCUGCUGGGACCCCCUCCCCACGGGCCCAAGAAGAUGAUCGCCCCUCAAAGCUGGAUCGAAGCAGAGAAGGACAAGCAGGACACAGGGGAGGAUGAUGAGCCACGCCCACCUCCUCGUAGGAAGGACAAUAAUGAUGAACAUCUGAACCUGAGGCCUGUAUGACCCGGUCAGUCUCAACACUCCUCUGCAAGAAUCUGUACACACACUCCUCCAGCAAUAUAAUGUAGGAGGGCCAGAGCGCCUCUCUGUGGUUGCAAGUUUCCAGUACACAAAUCACCAUAAACAGUGAAGUGCCACCUCACCUGCUUUUCCUGGUGGAUAUCAGUUCAGUUUGUUGAUAAAUGUCCAUUCACUACAGUGAGGUGUAACUAGACGAGGUGUAUCUGUUAGUGGUGAGGAACAGUGAACUCAUAGACCUUUUAGGACCAAGGGUCCUCUUUCACUUCCUUAGAGGGAACAUUUGUUGGUCCUUUUUUAGGUUUUCAGAGUAUUUUAACCAUACUCUGGGUAAGUGGCACCUGGUCUGGGUCAGCCUUAGCAUGGCAUAAAUGGUGUACCAAUAAAGGUUGUUUAUUGCUGCAGUGGAUAUGCAGUUCAUUGUGUUAUGGGCAGAAGCCUACCUUGAGUUGUAAAAUGGUGAUUUGCUCCAAAAUCCCUGUGAUGCUCAGGGGUGUUUAAAUAAAGCUUUAUUUCAACUGUCA